CGCGGGGCCGGGAGCGAUCGCGGCCCGGGCGGGUCGUGCUGCCGCUGCCGGAGUUGCCGGGUGCGGGGCCGCUGCUUAGAGAAGGCAGAACCUGUUGGAAGCGGCUCGCGAUGAGGAGUCGCGCUGCCGCUCGUGUUGUCUGACAGGGGUGGCGGUGCCUGUUGCUGUUGUUGUGGCCGCCUGGCCUCCCCUUUCCCUGUCCCCGUGGUCGUGACUUGGAGGUGGGAAUCGUUAAAUGCGGCUUUAGUAAAAUGCGCUGCUUGCCGAACCGAACAUAAAUAUUGUCUAGAAAAAUAGUGGAGAUAACGUUUUAGGAGCGCUGACAGGAGAACUUUUGGAGGCAGUGAAGCUGAGCUGGUGUAAAGCUUUGAGUUGGUUGGAGUCCAGAAUGAGUUAUGCAGAAAAACCUGAUGAAAUCACGAAAGAUGAAUGGAUGGAAAAGCUUAAUAAUUUACAUAUCCAGAGAGCAGACAUGAACCGCCUUAUCAUGAAUUACCUUGUCACAGAGGGCUUUAAAGAAGCAGCGGAGAAAUUUCGGAUGGAGUCUGGAAUUGAACCCAGUGUGGAUUUAGAGACUCUGGAUGAAAGAAUAAAAAUCCGUGAGAUGAUCUUGAAAGGACAGAUCCAGGAAGCCAUUGCAUUGAUAAACAGUCUCCAUCCAGAGCUGCUGGAUACCAACAGAUAUCUCUACUUUCAUUUGCAGCAACAGCACUUGAUUGAACUGAUUCGGCAGCGUGAGACAGAGGCAGCUCUGGAAUUUGCUCAGACCCAAUUAGCAGAACAAGGGGAGGAGAGCAGGGAAUGCCUGACAGAAAUGGAGCGCACGCUGGCUCUGCUUGCCUUUGAUAAUCCCGAAGAAUCACCAUUUGGAGACUUGCUGAACAUGAUGCAGCGACAGAAGGUAUGGAGUGAGGUUAAUCAAGCUGUUCUAGACUAUGAAAAUCGUGAAUCAACACCCAAGUUGGCAAAAUUACUCAAACUACUACUGUGGGCUCAGAAUGAGCUGGACCAGAAGAAAGUGAAAUACCCCAAAAUGACAGACCUCAGCAAGGGGACGAUUGAAGAGCCCAAGUAAAAUGUGUGCAGAUGGACAUCAAAAAAUCUUAGUACUGCACAGUAUACAUUUAUAUCAGUCUGUGACUGAAAUAUUUUUACUACAGUACAGCACUCAAUUCAGAUUUUUCAAUGAACAUCUAAUUUGAAGGGAGAAAAGUCCCUUUUAAAUGCUGCAAAAACUGCAUUGAAAGGCGCUGUAUCUCUUUGGAAGUCUGACUUAGGCUAUGCACUAUAAUACAUUUUUAAAAAAACAAUUAAACAGGACAGGAAAAAUAGCAUUUUUAAAAGUACAGAAUUCAAGCUUUCUAAUUGGCUGCUGAUGCCUAGUUUAGUGGCCAGUGAGUUAAUAUGGAGUUAUAUUGGCAACUGUUCAGUUUAACUGUCUCCUGUUUGAAAUGUGUAUAUA
Ficedula albicollis (Collared flycatcher) is the source of this 1462-nucleotide messenger RNA. It is a transcript of the gene GID8, whose product is annotated as GID complex subunit 8 homolog. The record is from RefSeq and is a predicted model, not a curated record. The transcript is spliced from 5 exons. Gene Ontology annotation, cellular component: nucleus; cytoplasm. Lineage: Eukaryota; Metazoa; Chordata; Aves; Passeriformes; Muscicapidae. Gene Ontology annotation, molecular function: protein binding. Bases 389 to 1075 code for a protein of 228 amino acids. Gene Ontology annotation, biological process: positive regulation of canonical Wnt signaling pathway; proteasome-mediated ubiquitin-dependent protein catabolic process.